GGAAGGUUACAAAUCUCUUCCUGGCACUUCUCUCUUGCUCUGCACUCGGGUUUUUUGAUAGCAAUAGCAAUGCAGGACUGCAUGGGAACAGGUGCAUUUUGGUGCAGACAGGUGACAGCUGAGAUUGUGACACUCUGAGUGGAUCCAUAAUAAAUUUUCUGCUCCUCAUUUAGAGUACUGAAAAACCAAGAACUACUGGGUCCCUAUUCCACCCUCCCCUUUCCUUUCCUGAAGAGCCCAAGAGGAAAAAGCUGUGGAAGAAAGCAGAGGGUUGCAAAAGAGAUAUUUGGCAUUGCUUAUUUUGGAGUCAGCAGAUCCUCAGAGACUCCGGGUCCAAAGGAUGAGCUGGGAUUCAGCAUGGGACCAGAAAAUGGAACAGCAGUUACUGAGUUCAUCCUAGAGGGUUUCCCAGAGCUUGAUGCAAGACUGCAGCUAUUUUUCUCUGGGGUCCUUCUGCUCAUGUACGUGACAACAGUGAUGGCGAAUGCAACCAUCAUUUUCCUUGUGUGUGUGCAUCACCACCUGCAAACCCCCAUGUACUUUUUCAUCAGCAACCUGGCCUUCCUGGAGAUCUGGUUUACAUCCUCCACAAGCAUCAAACUGUUUGUCAUGCUGAGCUGUGGCCAGAACAGUCUCUCACUAAGCAGCUGCUUUGCCCAGAACUAUUUCUAUUUUGCUCUGGGCUGCACAGAGUUUGUCCUGCUGGUUGUCAUGGCCUUUGACCGCUAUGUUGCCAUCUGCCACCCUUUGCUCUACGCUGCCAUCAUGAAGCCUCAGCUCUGUGUCCGCCUGGUUGUUGCUGCUUGGGUCCUGGGCUUUGCCCUGCUGAGCUACCGGCUGCCCUUCCUCUCUGAGCUGUCUUUCUGUGGCUCCAAGAUCCCCCAUUUCCUUUGUGACAACUCCCCCUUGUUCAAACUGUCCUGCUCUGACACCAGCCUGCUUUGGAAAAUAGACUCUGUCUUCUUAUCCUGUGUUGUGCUGGGUUCCUUAUGUCUGACUCUGACAUUUUACAUUUGCAUCCUUUCCUGUGUUCUGCAUCUUCCAGCAGCCUCUGGGAGGAGGAAAGCUUUGACUACGUGUUCUUCCCAUCUCAUCACCUUAUCCAUUGUCUAUGGGAGCUGCAUUGCUCUCUACACGUGUCCUGCAGAAGAUGUUUCCUUGAGGACCAACAAAAUUGUAGCUCUGCUGAACACAGUCCUGUACCCAUUCCUAAAUCCAUUCAUCUACAGCCUUCGGAACAAAUCUGUGAUCCUGGCCCUGAACAAAACCAUUGCCAGGACAAGAACAAAGCUUUUCCCCUAACCAUGGUGCAUUUCUGGAAAGCCAUCCCAAGAAUCUGGGAUCAUGUGUUACCCAAUACCAGUGCCUGUGUGUGCAGCCUCCAAACAUGGCUGCCUCAGGAGAUGGAUGCUCCUGCAGGGCUGUGUCAGGUUAAGAGGUAAGAGACUCAUCUGCACACCCAGGCAGGGC
Messenger RNA from Prinia subflava (tawny-flanked prinia), 1470 nucleotides. RefSeq names its product olfactory receptor 6M1-like. The record is from RefSeq and is a predicted model, not a curated record. Bases 358 to 1302 code for a protein of 314 amino acids. Gene Ontology annotation, cellular component: membrane. The transcript is spliced from 2 exons. Gene Ontology annotation, biological process: G protein-coupled receptor signaling pathway. NCBI's taxonomy places the organism in Eukaryota, Metazoa, Chordata, Aves, Passeriformes, Cisticolidae. Gene Ontology annotation, molecular function: olfactory receptor activity; G protein-coupled receptor activity.